Dermatophagoides pteronyssinus (European house dust mite) is the source of this 477-nucleotide messenger RNA. RefSeq names its product pre-mRNA-splicing factor ISY1-like. The record is from RefSeq and is a predicted model, not a curated record. Lineage: Eukaryota; Metazoa; Arthropoda; Arachnida; Sarcoptiformes; Pyroglyphidae.
AUGGCGAGAAAUUCGGAAAGGGCUUUGCUUAUACUAAAUCGAUGGCAUACUAUGCGUCAUGUCAUCCAAGGUGGCGAAACCUUACAAAUACCCAAUGAUCCUCGAUCAGUAUAUAAAUUAGAUUUAGCUGAGGCUUAUAGAAAUAAAAUUAGUAGAGACUUGAUUACGCAUUUGAUAAAAAUUCAAGACACAAGUUUGAGUGAAAAAGAACUCUGGUCAAAACGAAUUAAAGAACUAGGAGGUGUUUAUGUUAAAUAUUAUAACCCCCUUGAAAACGAUUUUGUAAUUGCUAAAGAUGGAACUCACUGGUACGGAGCGAGUAAAUUUUUGCCUCGAGUAGAAAUCGAUGAAAGUCAUGAAACUAAUGAGAGAGAAGAAAUUGAUCUAGAUACAUUGGCCAAAAACGUCAAUGAAGAUUAUUUUGGAGCAAAUGAUUUUCUGUAUUUUCCAGAUUUGUCUACUUUACCUAAAUCUUAA